ACAUCAGUGCUUUGUCAUUGCGUAUCUAAUUCAAAAUACCGCAGUGUCACGUGACUUGAUGAGCGUAUUGACCGAUACACACAAAUACGUCGGGUAUGGUAGUGUUUAUGAUGGGCUUUGUUUUAUAUUGGACCAACAUACGAUAUCAUCGCUUAUAUGGUAUAACCCGUGGUUUUGACUAUUCAGAAGGAUCUAUUUACUGUGCUUGAAACAAUAUGCGUUCACAACCACUGGAUGUUUAAUAAACGAAUGAUGUUUUGUGUGGAUUAAUGUUUGCCAUGUGCAGUUUGUAAUAUUGGCAAAAUGUUUUUUAAACGGUUGUACUCAAAAAAAAAAAUUUGUGUAACAGACUUCAGAUAAAAUGUUAUACCGUUUUCGUGGUUGAGUUUAACGUAUUGAUGUGAGAACUUGUUCAAGGAAAUUACAUUUCUCAAACAUUUAACGGAUUAUAAUUAUAAUGGUUGCUUUCCUAUUUCACCCUAAAGAAAUGAUGAAUGCCGUCAGUGAAAUGUGAAUAAUAAGAUAAUGGUUUAGCAGAUAUCGAUAGGUCAUUAUAUUACUAACGGUGGAGUAAUUCCUUGCACUAAAGAUGGAUUUUAAGUACAAAAGCGUCUUUAAGUACCAGGGAAAGACAUUUUCCGGCACGGCUUAUUUUAAUGAAAAGAACGAAAAAUCCAAAAAGAAACGACGAAAGGCAAAAAAUUCCGAAAAGGGAGAACAUGAGGGAAAAGGAGACAAAGUCGCGAAAAAGGCCGGAAAAUCAAAUCAUCCGGUCAUAGAAAGCUUCGACAGUGGGGUGGCAACGGGCGAAAAUGAGCUAGCGGAUGUUCAAGAGCAUAUUCCUGAACAAGUUGCCUACGAUAUGCCACCGGCGGUGGAGACAACUGUGCUCGUUGAGAAUGUGGUCGUCGCUGCGGUGACGGAAGAAAGUAACGUCGACGUUAGCGUUAGCGUUAAGAAACACGUUGACGUAGAAAUCCAGGUGGAACCUCCGGUUAGAAUGAGCGGCGAGGAGCUGGUCAAGCCCCAGGCCAUGCUGGCUGACGUCAGAGCGGGCCUGCAGCGGGCCUACCUCGAGGGCAUAGAGUUCAUACGUCUUAAGAUCCGUGAGUCGGAGGAGGAGUUGACGCACAUCAAGCUUGGUUUCUACCAGUGUAGCGAGAACGAGGAGGAGCACUUCGAGAGCUACCUGGUCCGCUGUAACGAACAGUUCUUGCAAGCCAAUAAUGAGCUCAGACGCAAGAACGUCACACUCAAGGUUCUCGACAGCGAGAUGGAGAUAGUCGCCUUGCUGAAUCAACUCAGGGAGAAAUGUGAAUUCGACAAGGGCGAAAUCGAGUUUAUAUCCGAAUUUUGGGAGAACUUGAAAAACACUAUGGAUGGUUUAACUAUAUUUGUGAAUAAGUUCAAAAUUAGUGUUUUAGAUAGGUUGCGUGGAAAUUGUAUAAGUUAUUAUAACAACACGGAGUUUCAUUUGGAUGUGUCGGCUAGAUACACAGAAGAGGUUUCAAACUAUCUGACGGAUAUAGAAAGGACUCUUACGGAUACGCAAAUAUUAAUUAAGAGUUAUGCAAACGGUGUGCAUCAAGACUUGUUUUCGCAUACGAAAUUUACCGAAGGAAUAUUAGUGGCAUGUGAUCUCAAAGCGUUUCCGAUUCUUCGGUUGUUUCCGGAUUUAACGGAAAAGAUGGAAUCGAUGUUGGAUAUAUCGCGCAUGUGGUUGGACAGGGAUGAACGCUAUAUGUAUGAACUAAAUGACUACAUUCGAGAAACUCGAUCCAUGGCUAAGCGAAGAGUGGAAGAUUUAAAAAUACAAAAAGAGAAAAUAAAGAAAUUUGAAAAAGCAGUGAAGUCAGCCAAUAUACUCCUGCAUAACAACAAAGAAAAACUCCAAAAGCUGGAAGCGGAUCUGAAUCAACUGGAGAAGACUUUUGGCGUGUACAAGCAGCAAAUGGAAAUGAAAUAUGGGGAAAAGUCACAGAAGGAAAGCAUGGUGGACUUUCUAAAAAUAACACUAUCACAAACUAAGAAAAAUUACAAUUUACAGUUAAAGAGACAGAGACUGCUUAGGCAGGUUGAAGAACUGGAGAAAUUUCUCGACGGUUUGGAGAAAGAUUUGAAUGGUGUUCAAUACAAGAUCCAAGAGAAAGCACAGCAGAAAGACAUGCUGGCUGUGAAACUGGAAACCAGCGAGAAAUCCUACGGUGCGCUGAAAACCGACCUGGACCGAUUCACGGACAACUUGGAGAACCUGGAACAGGAAGUGAACAGUCUGUCCGGUCAGCUACUGCAGUUGGAGAUCAUACAGACGUACAAGUCCUCGCCCGAGACGAUAGAUGGCGUCUAUGACCGACCGCAGUCGGUGAAACUGGCGCCUUCUUUGAAGGAGAAGAUUAAACGCAAGAGGAAGAUCUUGCCACCCGUUCAUUAGAUGACCUACAUCAGCUUCGACCUGUGAAAACUGGACUUAAUAUAAGUGUCAAAAGUGUCAUCCUAGACAAGCCUAUGCAGUUUGCAUGGGCUAAUCAGGGACGAUACUUUCCGCUUUUGUGGAAUUGUUCGUUAAAUGAAGUCUAAUUGAAUAAAGCCCAGUUUUCCCAGAACGCCGCUCGUAUGUUUAUUAUGAAUAUGUUGGUAUCUUCGUGCUGAUGGAACAAUUGUGUUGUGUGAUUGAGUUUGUUUGCUUGAAGGUAUAAGAACUUCGAAGUUAUCUUCAUCUCCAACGCACUUGGUGAUUUCCGUAAACACUCGGAAUAUAUCGAGGAAAAUCUGUAUCUGAAUAAAUACGACAUUAAAUAUUCGUCACAUCGGCAGCUGCAGUGAUCCAGCCUUUCUUCGACUAACGGAUAAAGUAAUGCUUCGAAAUAAAUGGAUUUUAAGUGAUUCAACAUUGGAUUAGUGCGCUCUCAUUUGUCAAGCUGGAGUUCCGUUUGUGGGCGUGUAUCACUCCGCCCCAGUUCUCCCUGCUGGAGACAUGGCUGCCUUUAUACUUUCUGCCCACUGUUCCGUUCAUAAAAUUAACCUCGUUUUGAUUAAACUGGGCUUAAUGCAUGUGCGGUCCAUAUUUACCUGUGCAAUCCACAUAGGCUAACCAGACACGACUUUUUCCGCCUAAAAUGGAAAUUUUCGCUAAGAAGAGACCUCCUUUAAACGAAUAAUACCAUACAGCGGAAACUUUCAUCCCUGAUUAGGCUGUGCGGACUGCAUAGCAGCAUAGGCUAGUCUGUGACAACAUUUAAGUCUCAUGCAUUAAGCCCAUUUUUCCCAAAUCGAAGCUUUAAUAAUGUGUACUUGUAUUUGAAUCUCGUUAUGUAUUAUUCACCAAACUUUUGGUUAGCUUUCUUAAUUUAUAAUGCUUUGUUAAUAAUACCGGCAAACUUAUACCCAGCUUAAGUCACUGAUAUCUUCCUAAAUCGAAUAAUGGGUUCGUGGAUUUGGACUGGUGUCGACUCAUUAAAAAAAUAGCCGUAAGAAUAGUUGUUGCGUUUGAUGUUUUGUAAACCCAUUUAUGCCUAGUGGACUCUCCCAUCCUUUUAAAUUGGAUCAAUUUAUUUACAAAAUUAGGGAUGUAUAGUAUAUGUAUUCCUAUAUUUAUAAUAUUUCUUACAAAAAUUCCUUUAAGCAAACAGCGCAGACCCAAAUGAGACGCCGCAUCAUGCGGCGUCUCAUCUGGGUCUACGCUGUUUGCCAAGGCCUUUUUUCUAGGCGCUAGACAUACAUGGGUAAUACAGUUUAGUUUAUUUAUGUAAAAUAAGUUUCACGUACAUUUUGAAACUGCUCUGAAUGUUUUUAAAAACGAUGAUCUGAUUGAUAGCAGUUUUGAACUCUGGUUUGAUCUUAGUGUAUACAUUAACAGAUUUAUUCUUCGAACUAGUUUUUCAUUAACGUAUGUCCUAUAAAUCGUCUUGACGCUUCCGUACUGUUGCCAAAAUUAGUUUGUUGUAAAUGAUUGCACUGUAAAAAAACAGGCACUGACUGUGCCAAUUGUAGUUAUCAUGUAUUUCCUUCAUUUUAUUAGCUAUAGCAAACAGUAGGGAUCGUAUAAAUACUGCAUCGGUUUAUUGUCGAUGUCAACACACGUCCUUGUCUUUAUUUGUCUAAAUUAAUGCUUCGCAUUGUUACAUGCACCGAACAAUGUGUCAUGGUGAAUACGUAGUUGUAAUUCUAUCCAUUUAAAUGACAUAUGCAAUGUUUCGAAUGUUAAACCAAUAAUGGCAAAUGCCACACCGCAAUGUGUCUAAUGUUUAACCAAUAAUUGCUAAUGACGCCGCGCUCGUUGUUUGGCACGAAGUUUUGCAAGACAAAGAAGAUAAACCACGAGCAAAUCGCAGAUGUUUACCCACGUGUUUAUUGAUCAUGUUCAAAUAGUGUUCAAAGUACUAUUUGUGUUUAACCAUAGUUCAGUAAAUGAAAAAAAAAUCUAUUCAAAUAAUAAACAUUAAAUUUGUCAUAUCCUUUCCAAGUUCAAACAGUUAUUUCAUUGGACUACCAUAGUUAAUACCAGUAUUGAAACUUAUCAACGUUCAUUUUAAUGCGUCAUUUUCAAAGAUAAAUUAUAAAACGCGAAUAUGAUUUACUCAUAGUGUUAAACAUGUGCUAAAUAAUGGAAGCUCGCACACAGACGACCGCUGUACUUUUUUUAAACAAUCGAAUUUUAGCCCCCCCCCCCCCCCCGAUGCCCCUCCACCUUGGGACUUACAAUCCAUGACCCUCAGAUCCCUUGGAUGGGUGUGUUUGGUUGAUACAUGGUUGGCCCAAUGUUCUAUGAUGAUCUUGACAAAUAAAUACAAUUUAUUUAUUUUUUUUCAGCCCCGUUCAUAUUGAUAUUAUAGAACGCUUCUUGUGUUGCCAAACAUAGUUCUUUCAAAUAUUGAUUCAUAUCUUUAUAUGAACAGGUUUAUCAUUGCAUUAAUUUUAAAGAACAUAUCCGUGUUCUUUUGUACCUUGGAGUUUUUUUUAUUUCCAUUUCAAAUUUUUAGGUUAAUGAUUUAACCAGCAUACACACUUUCAAAUAUUUUACUGAAACGUAAUCGCAUUACUGUAGAUUUUAAUUUGCAUAAUUUUAUAGAAUAAUAUGCUUCAUUGCGAGUUGUCAGGUACAAAUAUGUGUAGGACGCUAUUAAAAACUGAUCGUCGUUUUGAUAAAGUUAAAUUCAAGGUAGAAAAUAAUUAAGGUACGUUUUAGGCGAUCACGGAUGUUUCGUAAGUGUAUAUAAGUGAAAAGUGACUUUUAUUUGAAUUAAUAUAUUAUUGAUUUUCGAACAUACAAAUCGUUCUUAAAGCUGCUGCAUGUUUAGUAUUGAUGGUUUAAAUAUGAAGAUUUGUUCAAAACUGAUUACGUAUAGAGCGCUUUUACAGACGCGCAAGUACAUGGCGAAUGUGUUUUGCCGGUAAUUGUUUAUACAACGUUUGUAUACUGCGUGAUGACAUAUGUAUUACUUGUUAACACAUAUUUGUCUUGAACAUGCUGUUUGCAUAUCUUGAUGAUAUCUUCAUGCAAUGUAAAAGUGUCAAAUUUGUAUAAAGAAUAUUUUCUACUUUGUCAACUGAUAAUCAAAUAGUUUUAUACUUUACUCUUUGUAUUGUUAUUGAACAUGUGUAUAUCCUCCGCCAUUUGAUGCCAAAACAGUGAUUCGUCUGGAAAACAUUCAAUGAAUCUUACGUUUAAUCCUGUGUCAUAAAUACUUGAGCCUCGCUUUGGGAAAACCGGGUUUAAUGCAUGUGCGCAAAAUAUCGUCUCAGUUCAGGGACGACAGUUUCAGUCUACACUGGAUUAGUCCAAAUAAUUAGACGUAAGCUACCCCGCUUACGUCUAAACGGCUACCGUCGUUUUCCUAUAGCAAAUUGAUUUCAGCUUUUUUUCAGUUUUUCUUGUUAAAUCUUUGCUAAUACAUACAAUGGUCAUUAGUUAGACCAAAAUGAGAACGAUUACCUCUUAAAUGUGUGAAAUUGUCGAAGAACAACAGUUUUGUAAAUUUUGAAAAUAAACAUAAACAACACA
Messenger RNA from Dreissena polymorpha, 6001 nucleotides. RefSeq lists its product as uncharacterized. The coding region runs from base 590 to 2431 and encodes 613 amino acids. The record is from RefSeq and is a predicted model, not a curated record. NCBI's taxonomy places the organism in Eukaryota, Metazoa, Mollusca, Bivalvia, Myida, Dreissenidae. The transcript has 3 exons.